UGACGUCAUAGGUGAGCGCCUCUGCUGGCCUUCGAAAUGGGCUCGACUGCCUUGCCUUGAUUUCUUCAAUUUUCAACCCUGGAUAUCUGCUUUUUAUAUAAACGUCUAUAUGAGCAACCGUCUGUCCGCAAUGACAUUUGGAGGUGAAUUUGCAAACAACCUGAACCAGGUAAUUUUAGAACUGGUUUGUGUGCAGGCCGAUUGGCUUGCAAGCAUCAGUUCCUGUGCUGUACAGUAAAAAUACAAUCCUAGCCAGAAGAUUGCAAUGAAACCUGCUCAGGAGCGCAACCAGGAGUGCCUACCUCCUAAGAAGAGGGACCUCCCACUUGCCAGCAGUGGUGGAGCUGGAGGCUGUGGAGGAGGUGGUGCUACAAAUGGAAGUGGUGGUGGUACUAGUGGUGGUGGUGCUGGUGUUGAAGAAGAUGGAGUAGUUUCGAUCCAGAACUCAGCAACAAACAUUGAAACUCAGGGAGGCAAUCCAUCUGGAGAGUGGCUACGGGCCCAGCCAGGGCUUCAUUAUGGAAUGGAAAAUUCUGAUGGUGUACCAGCGGUGCCAGUGGACCAGUAUAGUAUGUUCUACAAAGUGGCUAUUCCUGCGACCUAUUCACAAACCAGUCUUCACCCAGUGUUAAGCCACAUCUCUCCAGCCUACACUGUUCAUUCUCCUCUUCUACAGCACCCAGGCCUUCCCUACCCUCCUCUUGGUUAUGCACAGAUCCCACAUUCAUCCCUACAGUUUGUUAGUUCUCCUUAUGCAGCAGUACCUUAUGCUUUAACUCCUGGUUUUGUCCCAGGUUCACUGAUCUCCCCAUCAGGCACUAUCCCUCAACCCCAUCUUGUUCCUUAUCCAUCUGUUAUACAGGAAGGUGUUGUUACCCCACCACCCCAGGCUCAAGUAGCCUCUCAUACCUUUGCCAAAGUGGCAGCAACUAGUGGUGUCCCGGUGGUGCUGCCAUCAGAGCAAGCAGCUGAGCAGCACAUUAGUUCUGUGGGAAUUCUUCCUGCAUCCGAACUCAGCUCCCGGGGAAUGUCCCUCUACUACCAUCCUCAGGGAGCUAGGGCUUCAACUAGAGAUCCCCACAUUACUCAGCCAGAAAAUGAACAAGAAAUAAACGGAAGGGAUAAAGAGCAGCGUCUGAGAGAAGCCACACCAGACUCAAUAUACACCGCAAGAAUUGCACGAAGGCCUCAGGCAGCCCAGGAACACAGCCAAGAUAGAAGCCAGCAGAACCAAAUGCUUGAAGAGAGGAACUCACCUGGCCAACGCAGCACUCCAGACAGUGACCUCGAAGUCCAGCAAGUGGUGGGGCGUUUGGUUUCCUCUGGCCAAGGUGGUAGUGGACUGCGAAAAGAAGUUUCCUUUGCUCCUUUGAACCUCUCUCAGGAUACCCAGCGAGCAAGAGCUGUCCAGGGAGAAAGUGGCUCAAGUCAAACUGCAUUCUCUGUACAGCAUACCAAUUAUAGCGACCCCAGAGUGUCUGGGCUGCAGCAGCAAACAGGACAACACGCAGUUGUUCUUGCCAAUGGCCAACCAGUUAUCAUUCCUUUGGAAUAUCAUCCACAGCAUCAGCCUCAAACACAGCAGCAACACUACUCUGAAACUGCUAAUGAUGCCUCUACCAGCCAUGCCUCAACCAACAUGGCCCCAAUUAAUCAAAGCUUUAAAGUUUCUGAUUCUUCAGCCAGAGUAUGCCAGAUUGAAAGGGUUGAGCAGCCUACAACUCAACAGCAGCUUACCCAGCAUCCUCCUGUCCAGACUACAGCAGAGGUGACUCAAGUUUUGGCUUCAAGCCUCACUCCUGCCCCAACUUCCUCCUGUAAUCCCUCACACUUUAUGAAAGGGGCUAUCAUUCAGCUGGCGACUGGAGAACUGAAGCGUGUGGAGGAUCUCCAGACUCAAGACUUUGUGCGGAGCGCUGAGGUGAGUGGAGGUCUUAAGAUUGACUCCAGUAUGGUGGUAGACAUCCGUGCCAGCCAGCAGAGACCGGGACUUGUGUCACUUCACUUUACUGUGGGUGAGCAGCAGAGCAAGGUGACCAUCGAUGUGCCCCCAGAGCACCCCUUUUUUGUUUUUGGUCAGGGCUGGUCAUCCUGCAGCCCCCAGCGAACGGCCCAGCUGUAUGGCUUAACUUGUCAUAAUCUGCAAGUGGGAGAUGUAUGUGUGUCCAUCACCCUGCAGCAGCAGCAGCAGCAGCAACAGCAGCAGCAGCUACAGUCAUUCACACAGUCACAGUCACAGCCACAGUACAGUCAUUCACAGCAACAACCACAGCAGAAUCUGACCAGAACUCUGAGCAAAUCCAAUCCAACACCAGGAUCUGGACACCAGCUUAUGGGGCCGCCUGCCCCUCACCAAUCACGGCCUCAGUCUUAUUUUAAGUUAGACCGUGUCCACAGAGAGAGACAGAGAGAUGAAGAAAAAGAGCUGGCUGAUAUAGAUGAAGGCAAAGAUGUGAGUGCUGUUGGCCACUCCGAGUCCCCCAUCAGACCAAGUAGGACAUCAGCCGAGCAUCCAAGGAGCCACAGCAGCUAUCACUUACACACAGACGGCACGGCUUUUUUAAUGCAUCAAGGGCCCGGUGCUUCUCAGAGGCGCUGGUCCUCACCUGGCCUCCAAAGAUUCAGUGUGAAGGGAGAUGAGGGGUCACGCCCCCAUGUAAGCACCUCCGCUCACAUUAGGCCCUCGUUCAUUCCCCAGGAGGUCAAACUGUCCAUUGAGGGACGUUCUAAUGCAGGAAAGUAGCAUCACGUUUGGUAGCAACUCUACAAGAGACUGCCAACAUUUUGAGUCUGACAAAGAGAAAAGAGGAAAAACGUGUGAAUGUAGCCUCAGAAUGUGAGAUUUUGCACAGCUAAAAUAAAAAAACAAACAAAAAAAAAAAACAAAAAAAGCCCUAAGAUCUUUCUCUAUCUGGUGAGAGGUUCUGGUGUGGUUUGUUUGUCACUCAGCCAAAGGAUUUAAGCCAGUGCUCUCCCAGCCAGCUGAGGUCUGACAGGGACACGGAAAGUCGGGUAGAAACCAUGUAGCUAAUGAAAUGUCUCAAUACACACUGCAUUUCUGACCUCUGCCUCUUUUGUCACCACUUCCUCAUCAUCAAGCUUGGAGGUUACUGUUGUGUUAAAAAUACACUUCCUUUGUUGACCAAACUUGUCUUUUUGAAAGACCAUAAACAAAGAAUGUUUGUAGCACAGCAAAGCUACAGACUCAGCAGAGACCACAACCAGUGGUUCUGUGUGUUCCAUUUCUAGAUUUUCCCCUAUAAGUGUGUACUCCCUUAUAAAGAGUUACGUUGCUGACAUCAUUCACUCUUGUGUUGAUGCUGGCACAGUGUUUGUUACAUUGUGCUUCUUGGACAGGAGUGUAAGGUCUGUGCUGUCAGCAGAGACACUGUCUCCUUUUCUGUCCUCUCUGAAGGUCAAACUGCAAAAAAAAUUCUCUCAGGCCAAUUGUGCCACUUUCUGCUGGUUAUACAAUCACAGCAUCAGUCAUCAAUCAGUGAUUAACAUUCAGCAGGCAGUUGCUAUUAUUGAGUGUGGGCUGCACAAUCCCCCUGUUCUUUGUUCUGAAUUGUGCUCUGUUAGCUGACGUAGGUUGAACUAGAACACUUCCCUUUUUGGCCCAUUUUCUUAGUGAAGUUGGGAAGACUUCAAUAUAUACAGUAUCUUCAAAGGGAUUCUCCAUCAACUUGUGUUGUAGAAUUAUUCCCGUUUCCCCUGUUUGACUGUCUCUCUUCUAAAUUUCUUGACCAUCAUGAUAAAUCUGAAUUCCAUGAUUAAUGGAAACAGCCUCUGACACCAAAGCUUCUGGGACUGCACCAGAGAAACUGAGUGCAGCCAACUUUACCCUACAGCCCCGGAGAAGUCAAAUGUCUCAGGCAGUCAAAUGUUCUGUGUGACUGGGGUUUUGUCACGUCAUGUUUAUAAUGCUUCGCACCAAAUGAAAGCAGUCAUCGUUCUAUAUUUACUGCUCUAAUCUGUUGGUAUUAAGGUUUUUGUUCCGAUUUUUAGUCCAGGUUCUGAAAGUGAUGCACUAUUGAUUUUAACUGGAUCUUGGGAGGCUCUACAACAACAACAACAAAAAAUCCUGUUGAGAAAACCACUCUAAAUUUCUUCAUUCUCUCUAGUUGUCCUUUAAAUUUGUGGAUUAGGUCAUCUGCACCUGAGAAUAAGAUUAACACUUUUGGAAUAGUUGUGAUCAUUGUCACAUUUACUUUUUUGUUUUUGGUGAAACAUGUACAGUCAUAUCAUAUAUAGGCGAUGGAUCUUAACAAUUAUCUUUGCACAGAGGAUUUAUUUCACUGACCAUUUAUAGCAUUUCCAGAAUUUUAGGUGUGUGUUUUAAUAAAGGGAUUGUGUUUUUAGUGUUUACAAAUCAGCCAGAGAAAUGCUGCAGUUUUCUCCUUUAUGUCCUAUGCUCGUCACCCCAGGAAUACUCAAAAGGGUGAAUUUGAAAAUAAGUGCAAUUAGACCACUCAUUAAAUCAUUUAAAGGUUUAUAAUCAGACAGCAUUCCACAUUCAGACAUUCCAUGGUAAAUAAUGAAGUACAACUUCAUUGCUCUGUCUGUUUUAGUCUGCUUGUUUUUGUUUUCAGUUUGUUAGAUAUUUGACAACAAGUCAUUGGUUCAUUCAUGUCAGGCACUGUCAUGUAACUCAUCAUAUAUUUUUAUGUCCACUUUGCCCUUAACCUUUAAUGGUAUUGCAGCACCAGAGCAGACAACCUGACAGACUCUUGUGUCAUUAAUAUGACAGUUUCAGUAGACGGUUCACAUUUUUCCAUUUCUCUUCAAAAUGUUUCUGAAAUUGUCAACAAGACGUCACUGAUCGUCAACAUUCUUGCUGUUCUUAAAGAUCCUUCGUUUUUGAAGUAAAGGAUUAUGUGACAAAACAAAGUACUGUACCUAAGUACUCAAGUACUUGUUCAGUAAAGCACUUCAAGUUAAGCACUUUUUUUCUAUUUUAAAAAAGAUGUAAUUCUAAAAUCUUUUAGGGCCCAAUCACAAUACCUGCGCAGGUCUUAAAUAUCCCACAACGUCUUAGUACACAUUUUUAUGUUUUGUGCCUAAGUGAAAAGUAUUACAAGGGAAGUCAUAAUUACUCAAUUAUGAAAUGUUUGCUUUAUUUACUAAGCUAACAGCAAUGUUUUUAGGUCCUAGAGAGAGAAAAGAAAUGCGGAUAUUUUUGUGGUUUAGUGUUUUUAGGAUUAGGCUUCAUCUGCAGAUAAAAUUUGUAAAAGAGAUUCCUUCAUUUAUAUCCCUUGAACUGUUAUCAAAUUUAAAGGGAAUCAAAGAUCAGCAACACAUAGAUGUUUCUUGUAUUUAUAGUCACAUUGUUUCCCAUGUAGGCAGAAAGGAGAAAUGUGAACCUGUUCAUUAUAAUAGAAACAAGUAAGAACAUUUGUUCCAGCAGAGACCCUGUUGUUCUGUCAGUCCUUGCAAAAUUGAUGGUGAGAUGUUAGCAUGUUGAAAAUAUAAUGACUAAUGCAAUGCAACAUCGAGCAGUUCCUCAUAAAACAUCACUUUCUGUGUAUGGCUAUAGUCGGUUUGAAUUGAAUCUGAGGGUUAAUCCAAGCAGUCACAUACCUGUGUUGCCGUACUAGUGUAGUCUCUGUCUGACUCCGGGUGUCUUUCCUGAUGGAUGGCUGUGAUUAUCUGGAAGCAACAAAGGUCUGUUACUGCCUGUACUAACACUAGAUUCUAUUGUUGUCUGACAGUCACUAUGGUUAACAUGCACUGUGGCGUCUUGUUAAGUUCUUCCUCGUGUAACAGAACUGUUAUAAUAUUUCUACACCAAUAAUGGGUCCAACACCCCACCUUAUUGUUCAGACUGUGUCCUCAAAUGACAGACACAGUUGGAGAUUUUGGUCUGUGUUCAACCAAACACUGACCUUUUUACCAUACUGACAGCACUGACAGUAGCAUGUUUAAAGGGCGAGAUUUGUUAUUGAAAAUAUAAAGGUAAAUAAACAGAAGGCAUCUUAUCAAUAGAACCUGACACAAUGUAAGCAAUAUAUAAAAUAUCUGAGAACACUUCGUAGUAGUAGCGGCAUUUCUAUGCAUUGGGUCUUAGGGACAGCUCUGUGGGACUGAAAAGCGUGCUGCCAGAUGCAGUCUUUUCUGCUACUCAAGUUUGUUGAUAAAAGCCUUUUCUAGAAAUACCAUAACUCAUAUUAGGUUCCUGGCUAAUUUGGUCCUUAAUAACAUUAUCGCACACUGAAAUAUCAUUGUCUUCUCAGAGGUUUGUGUUUAAUUUGUCAACGUUCAUUCCAUGUCAACAACCAACUGUUAGGUCAAAUGUUUUUAAUCGUGCACACAGUGCCUCCUGUGACUUUACCUCCUGUUACCUCAUACUGAAAGA
This is a messenger RNA of Cynoglossus semilaevis (tongue sole), 6355 nucleotides long. It is a transcript of the gene atxn1l, whose product is annotated as ataxin 1-like. Bases 266 to 2743 code for a protein of 825 amino acids. Gene Ontology annotation, biological process: regulation of DNA-templated transcription; anatomical structure development. NCBI's taxonomy places the organism in Eukaryota, Metazoa, Chordata, Actinopteri, Pleuronectiformes, Cynoglossidae. Gene Ontology annotation, molecular function: RNA binding; protein binding. The transcript has 3 exons. Gene Ontology annotation, cellular component: nucleus. The record is from RefSeq and is a predicted model, not a curated record.